CAGCUGGGAGCUCGCAGCGAGCUGGUGAAAACUUCAGAGCCGAAGCGGCAGGGCGGGGAGCCGGGCAUGGGGUAGCUGCUCCGCUCACCAUGUAGGCGAGCCCCGGGCUCACCCUAUCGCUCCGCUCCUUCUGCACCGCGUUGGCACCGGGCCGGGGGUGGCGGCGGGGGGGACCAUGCGGAGCGCCCCGGCCGCCGGGCUCCUGCCGCUGCUCCUGGGGCUGCGGCUGCUGCUGGGCGGCGGAGCCGCGGCUCAGUACUCCAGCGACCUGUGCAACUGGAAAGGGAGUGGCUUAACUCACGAGUCUCACAAGAAGGAUGUUGAACAGGUCUACCUCCGCUGCUCCGAAGGGGCUAUCGAAUGGAUGUAUCCCACGGGAGCACUCAUAGUCAACCUACGACCCAACACUUCACCUGCCUCUUACAAGCAUUUGACUGUUUGCAUAAAGCCCUUCAAGAACUCUGCAGGAGCAAAUAUUUAUUUGGAAAAAACUGGAGAACUGAAACUCUUGGUCCGAGAUGGAGAUCGCAGCCCCAGUAAAGUCUAUUGCUUUGGCUACGAGCAGGGGGGGCUCUUUGUUGAGGCCACUCCCCAGCAGGACAUUAGCAGGAAGAUCACAGGUUUCCAGUACGAACUGAUGAACAAGGGGAUUGCAUCUGAUUUGCACACAGUUUCUGCUCCCUGCCGACCAUGCAGUGACACAGAAGUCCUCUUGGCUGUCUGCACUAGUGACUUUGUGAUCAGAGGCUCCAUUCAGGAUGUAACCAACAUGGCAGAAGAGCAGGAAUCCACAAUUCAUGUCGGCGUCAACAAACUGUACAGGCAGAAGAGCAAAGUCUUUCAGCUGACGGGGGAGAAUGGGAACUGGAGAGGGCAAAUAAAGACCCUGCUAGAGUGUGGGGUGAAACCAGGAGACGGAGAUUUCCUGUUCACGGGACGAAUGCACUUUGGGGAGCCCAGGUUAGGCUGUGCCCCCCGCUUCAAAGACUUCCAAAGGAUGUACAAAGAGGCAAAAGACAAAGGGCUAAACCCCUGUGAAAUUGGCCCUGAUUGAAAAAUCCCCUUUUCGGCAGAAGAUCACUUUUAGUGGUGAAAACUGAACAAAAAUGUAAACUGAGAGCACGGUCAGAUGCGGGGCCCUGCAGAACACCCCUGCAUCCUGGGGUGCUGUGGGACUGAUGGAAGCAACAGAGGUACGAGCUCAGAAGGCUGCCAAGCAAGCAAGGCUGGGUUUUUAACCAAUCUUGUCCUUAUGAAUUAAGUUAUUAUAUUUUUUUAGUGACUUUCUUAGGAAAACAAACAAAGAAAACUCCCAUGUCUUAAUAAAAAAACCCAAAUGAAAGCCAACAUGCCUUUGUCUUUUUAAUACUAAUUUUAAAAAAUGUCUUAAGCUGAUGUAGCAUUUGGUAUGGCAUAUCCUGUAUAAGUGGCCAAGAAUGUGAUGGAGCACAGUAAAACAUCUGAACGCUGAUGCUUUGUAAAAAGCUUGGUGUACAAUUCAAAGUUGUUUCUUAUGACAGAAAUUUAUGGAGCCAAACCCUUGAGUUGUGUGUUGGUUUUUUGUUUGUUUUUUUUUUAUUUGAAAGAAUGUACAAUUGCUACCUGCAAUUUUGUGUCCAGCCUGGCAAAUUCUUUCCAUUCCAGAGAAAUAAAGGUCCCUGGAUUUGACAUAA
Messenger RNA from Calypte anna (Anna's hummingbird), 1673 nucleotides. It is a transcript of the gene METRNL, whose product is annotated as meteorin like, glial cell differentiation regulator. Gene Ontology annotation, biological process: energy homeostasis; positive regulation of brown fat cell differentiation. The coding region runs from base 176 to 1054 and encodes 292 amino acids. NCBI's taxonomy places the organism in Eukaryota, Metazoa, Chordata, Aves, Apodiformes, Trochilidae. The record is from RefSeq and is a predicted model, not a curated record. The transcript is spliced from 4 exons. Gene Ontology annotation, molecular function: hormone activity.